Eucalyptus grandis is the source of this 1801-nucleotide messenger RNA. RefSeq names its product glyoxysomal fatty acid beta-oxidation multifunctional protein MFP-a-like. Gene Ontology annotation, cellular component: peroxisome. The record is from RefSeq and is a predicted model, not a curated record. Gene Ontology annotation, biological process: fatty acid beta-oxidation. Lineage: Eukaryota; Viridiplantae; Streptophyta; Magnoliopsida; Myrtales; Myrtaceae. Gene Ontology annotation, molecular function: NAD+ binding; (3S)-3-hydroxyacyl-CoA dehydrogenase (NAD+) activity. The transcript is spliced from 11 exons. The coding region runs from base 17 to 1801 and encodes 594 amino acids.
CUUCCUUUUCUUAUGAAUGUACACUGGUUCAGGAACACAGCGGCUUCCACGUCUUGUUGGUCUAUCCAAAUCUCUUGAAAUGAUGCUGACCUCAAAGCUAGUGAAAGGGGAGGAAGCGUUGGGCUUGGGUCUCGUGGAUGCCGUUGUUUCACCAAAUGAGUUGGUCGCCACCGCGAGGCAGUGGGCACUGGAUAUCUUGGAACGUAGAAGACCAUGGGUUGCCAGUCUUUACAGGACUGACAAGUUAGAGCCUCUUGGAGAGGCCAGGGAGAUUUUUAAGUCUGCAAGAGCUCAUACCAAAAAACAAGCUCCUAAUCUCACUCAUCCGUUGGUUUACAUCGACAUUGUUGAAGAGGGUGUAGUCUCUGGUCCGCUUGCUGGACUUUGGAAGGAAGCUGAAGCUUUUCAAGGGCUUCUACAUGCUGACACGUGCAAGAGCUUAAUUCAUAUUUUCUUUGCUCAACGUGGAACUUCAAAGGUUCCAGGCAUUACUGACAGAGGCUUGAUGCCUAGGCAAGUGAGGAAAGUUGCUGUUGUUGGUGGAGGAUUGAUGGGCUCAGGAAUAGCGACAGCAUUGGUACUCAGCAAUUGUUCUGUGAUACUCAAAGGAAAUGAUAAAUCUUUGCAGGCUGGCAUAGGCAGAGUGAAAGCUAAUCUGCAGAGCCGUGUGAAGAAAGGCAACAUGACGCAAGAGAAGUUUGAAAAAACAAUGUCUCUUCUUAAGGGUGUGCGAGACUAUGAGAGCUUCAAAGAUGUGGACAUGGUUAUCGAGGCUGUGAUAGAGAAUGUUUUGCUAAAGCAACAAAUUUUUGUGGACCUCGAGCGAAGUUGCCCACCUCAUUGCAUUCUUGCAACUAAUACUUCCACAAUUGACUUGAACCUCAUUGGUGAGAAGACCAGGUCGCAGGACAGGAUUAUUGGUGCUCAUUUCUUUAGUCCUGCCCAUGUCAUGCCCUUACUAGAAAUUGUACGUACUCAGCAUACUUCUCCCCAGGUUAUCGUUGACCUGUUACAUGUUGGGAAGAAGAUAAAGAAGACCCCAGUCGUGGUUGGGAAUUGCACAGGCUUUGCUUUCAACAGGAUGUUCUUCCCUUAUACAAUGGCAGCUAUGCUGCUUGUUGAGCACGGUGCCAAUCUCUAUCAGAUCGACAAAGUAAUUACCAAAUUUGGGAUGCCAAUGGGUCCAUUCAGAUUGGUUGACCUUAUUGGGUUUGGCGUGGCUGUUGCAACUGGCUUGCAAUUCGUCCAGAACUUUCCUGAACGAACUUAUAAGUCAAUGCUCGCUCCACUUCUACAGGAGGAUAAGAGACUAGGUGAAGCAACCCGAAAAGGCUUCUAUUUAUAUGAUGAGAGGCGAAAAGCUAGCCCUGAUCCCGAGUUGAAAAAGUAUGUUGAGAAAGCUAGGAGUAUAUCCGGUGUCUCUAUUGACCCGAAGCUUGUGAAGUUGCCGGAGAAGGACAUCGUGGAGAUGACAUUCUUCCCUGUGGUGAAUGAGGCAUGCCAGGUUCUUGAUGAAGGCAUCGCUGUUAAGGCAGCCGACCUUGACAUAGCUUCCGUAAUGGGCAUGGGUUUCCCACCUUACAGGGGAGGCAUUAUGUUCUGGGCUGAUUCUCUUGGAUCCGAGUACAUCUAUUCGAGAUUGGAAGAGUGGUCGCUGCUGUACGGAGGCUUCUUCAAGCCUUGCGCUUAUUUGGCCAACAGGGCAGCCAAGGGAAUUCCCCUGGUGAGAAAUCUUAUAUUCUAUAACAGUAGGGUUAUGUACGCACAAACUUUACUAAUUCGAAGAGUUGCAAUUUCGUAG